UGUAAAAAAAUUAAAAACAAGUAAUAAGCCUAAAGAAUCUGAUUUAAAUGAAAAUGAGCUUAAGCAGGCACAGAUUAUUACAGAACUUCGAAAUAAAUAUAAGUGCUCACAACAUGUUACUCCUUGUUAUGUUGAGAAUGAACGGCAUCUUGAAUUAAUUCCUUCUCGUUUAGUAUUAUGGGCUCAUGAUAUUGUAUAA
This is a messenger RNA of Dentiscutata erythropus, 199 nucleotides long. Lineage: Eukaryota; Fungi; Glomeromycota; Glomeromycetes; Diversisporales; Gigasporaceae. The record is from the annotation of a GenBank genome assembly.